This is a messenger RNA of Saccharomyces kudriavzevii IFO 1802, 1281 nucleotides long. RefSeq names its product Vac17p (gene VAC17). Gene Ontology annotation, biological process: vacuole inheritance. The record is from RefSeq and is a predicted model, not a curated record. Lineage: Eukaryota; Fungi; Ascomycota; Saccharomycetes; Saccharomycetales; Saccharomycetaceae. Gene Ontology annotation, molecular function: protein-membrane adaptor activity. Bases 1 to 1281 code for a protein of 426 amino acids. The transcript has a single exon.
AUGGCAACGCAGGCCUUAGAAGACAUUACUGAGAGGCUUCUCAUAAGAUCGCAGGAGGCUAUCUUGCAAUUAGAUCUUUGGAUACAACGCCAGCAGAGAUCAUCAGUAUGCCAGACGUCAGAUCAGGAGUCGUUGGAUAAGCUAUCUCAACAGUACAACCAGUAUAUGUCCCAACUGAAUUCUUUAUACGUCAGAUCGGAGUCUGUUCGAGACAAGUUGAGCAAAGAACAACAACGCAGGUUGAUCACAGAGGAUAAUGAGCAUCAACGCAUAGAAGACUUAGUUCAUGAAUUCCAGGAUAUUACUUCGAGGUUAAACGAGUUGGCGACUGUCCCGCAUGGAGUAUCUAACGAUUCGCCCCAAUCACAAUCCACAAGAAGUAGUUCAGGUUCAUUUCAACCUCGACCAUUAAAGAUUAUUGAAAGGCAGCGCGUAUGUAUGGUGACCCCAUCGAAACCACCAAAAAAGUCGGUAGGUUUCAACCCUAUUAAUGAUGUCGAUUGUCCCUCCAAAACAAAUUCAUUACCAUGCUCACCGAAAAAGCCACCUGCAAAAAAUCGUACUUUACGUGCUGCCAAAUCGCACGAUACUGGUUUGAAUAAGAGUAAAAAAAUGUCUUCCACUGAUGCAUAUGAAUCUUUUUUCAAGAAUAAACAGAGGCUUUCCUUGACCUUUUUCGAUGAAAUGGACGAUGAAGAUCUUGAUUCUGAUCAAGAUACUAUUAUUCUGCCCAAUAUAAGUACCCCUCCCCAUAUGAAUGUGACUGCUAAGGGUGCAGAAUUCGAACCUUUAAGAAGGUACAAUUCACACGAAAGUAUAUUAUCUAAUAAACCUGCUCCCAUCAUGUCUCUGUCCUUAGGAGGUUUUCCGGGCUCAUUCUAUAAACCAUCCCACCCAACAUUUGGAACUUCGACAUCUAAUGUGCAAGUUGACUGCCAUCCAACGAUUACUGUGUCGAUGGCUUCCAGACGCAAUGGCUGUUAUGCCCCAAGUUCAAAGGCAUUGUUGUCAUCAUUUAUUGCACGACCAGACAGAAUUGCAGCGAAACAGGAUCCCACAAAUCUUAAACAUACAUCGUUUUUGGACAAGUUCAAUUCGUCAUUAUCAACAAUAUCAGAAUCUUUCCAGAAUAAAAAAGGCAAAAAGAACAAGGACGUGAAUGAUGGACGAAUAUCAAAUCUGAACCACAUUGCAACACAAGAACAAAAAAAAAACAUCAUGGAUAUGAGCGUUUCCAUAGAAGAACUACAGGAUGCUUUGAAUACAGAGCUUCUGUUCUAA